AUGCCGGAGCGGUUUGUGAGCCUAGGAUUGUUACUCAAGGCCGAGUGCUUGGCCCCGGGUCAGAUGGGCUGCUUGCGGAACUCCAUGGUUACUCGGGAGACUCUCAUCAGAGCUCCUCUGGGUCGGCACUAUACGCGCGGUCGAUCGCUACCCCCGGAAUGCUUUGUAUACGGCAAGAGGUCAGAGAGGGAUCCGGACGGGAUGGCCAAGUGCCUCAACUGGUGUACUCACAGAGCCGUCGAGGACUCCAAUAUCUACGGCGUAGACUAUCACAAAACAAAUGUCGAGAGCGUCAAGGUGGGAAUCCACAAGGUACCUGAGUGGUUCCGGUUCCGAAAAGAAAAGGACUUCCACCGGAGACCAGUCAAAUCUGUUAUCCAACAGAAAAAACCUGCCUUCCCCCUGGAUAUGACAUUUGGCAGACCAACACGUCCAUCUACACCAAUAGGCUGUUUGCUUUCCCAUUACUAUAAACGGGAGUUUGAUCGAAUUGCAAUCGAAAACAACAGAGCAUACUUGACAGGCAUGGCCAUCGCGCAAAAUAAAUCGCCGCAGCCUUACGACACUCUAAAAUCGGCGAACGCUGUAGCGCAGCUGCCAUCGCAACAGCCUCCACAGAAGCUCUGGACAAUGAAGCGCUUCCGCUCUCGGCCGCCGCGUAUUUCCAGCCACUGGAGCCAUGAAGAGGAGCAAAAGAUGCAUGAAAGACUUUACUCAAAGCCAAACUGUAAUGCAGUUUUGAGAAAAUAA
Molecule: messenger RNA, 750 nt
Organism: Hydatigera taeniaeformis
Lineage: Eukaryota; Metazoa; Platyhelminthes; Cestoda; Cyclophyllidea; Taeniidae
Source: the annotation of a GenBank genome assembly